GCCCGGAGAGCCGCAUCUGUUGGCAGCUUUGUUAUUGAUCGCAAACUGCUCGCCGCCGAUUUGGCUUCGAGGCUGGCUUCGCGCGACCCUUGAGUUUUCGCCUCUGUCCUGUCCCCAGAACUGACAGGUGCUCCCAGCAACUUGCUGGUGGCUUCUCGCAGCUCCCCCGGCUCCCCCGCGUCCCCACCCCCUCUUUCCUCUUUCGCCUUCACCCCCACCCCCACCACUUCGGCGCAGCUCAGGAUUUGUUUAAACCUUGGGAAACUGGUUCAGGUCCAGGUUUUGCUUUGAUCCUUUUCAAAAACUGGAGACACAGAAGAGGGCUCUAGGAAAAAGUUUUGGAUGGGAUUAUGUGGAAACUACCCUGCGAUUCUCUGCUGCCAGAGCAGGCUCGGCGCUUCCACCCCAGUGCAGCCUUCCCCUGGCGGUGGUGAAAGAGACUCCGGAGUCGCUGCUUCCCAAGUGCCCGCCGUGAGUGAGCUCUCGCCCCAGUCAGCCAAAUGCUCCUCUUCGGGCUUCUCCUGCUGACAUCUGCCCUGGCCGGCCAGAGACAGGGGACUCAGGCUGAGUCCAACCUGAGUAGUAAAUUCCAGUUCUCCAGCAACAAGGAACAGAACGGAGUACAAGAUCCCCAGCAUGAGAGAAUUAUCACUGUGUCUACUAAUGGAAGUAUUCAUAGCCCAAGGUUUCCUCAUACUUAUCCAAGAAAUAUGGUCUUGGUAUGGAGAUUAGUAGCAGUAGAGGAAAAUAUGUGGAUACAACUUACAUUUGAUGAAAGAUUUGGGCUUGAAGACCCAGAAGAUGACAUAUGCAAGUAUGAUUUUGUAGAAGUUGAGGAGCCCAGUGAUGGAACUAUCCUAGGGCGCUGGUGUGGUUCUGGUGCUGUUCCAGGAAGACAGAUUUCCAAAGGAAAUCAAAUCAGGAUAAGAUUUGUAUCUGAUGAAUAUUUCCCUUCUGAACCGGGGUUCUGCAUCCACUACAAUAUUGUCAUGCCACAAUUCACAGAAGCUGUGAGUCCGUCAGUGUUACCCCCUUCAGCUUUGCCAUUGGACCUGCUUAAUAAUGCCGUGACUGCCUUUAGUACCUUGGAAGAUCUUAUUCGGUAUCUCGAACCAGAUAGAUGGCAGCUGGACUUAGAAGAUCUAUAUAGGCCAACUUGGCAGCUUCUUGGCAAGGCUUUUGUUUUUGGAAGAAAAUCCAGAGUGGUGGAUCUGAACCUUCUAAAAGAGGAGGUAAGAUUAUACAGCUGCACACCUCGUAACUUCUCGGUGUCCAUAAGGGAAGAACUAAAGAGAACCGAUACCAUUUUCUGGCCAGGUUGUCUCCUGGUUAAACGCUGUGGUGGAAACUGUGCCUGUUGUCUCCACAAUUGCAAUGAAUGUCAAUGUGUCCCAAGCAAAGUUACUAAAAAAUAUCACGAGGUCCUUCAGUUGAGACCAAAGAUUGGUGUCCGGGGAUUGCACAAAUCGCUCACGGACGUGGCCCUGGAGCACCACGAGGAGUGUGACUGUGUGUGCAGAGGGAACACAGGAGGAUAGUCACCACCAGCAGCGCCGGCGCAGAGCUGUGCAGUGCGGCGGCUGAUUCUGUUAGAGAACUUAUGCGUUAUCUCCAUCCUUAAUCUCGGUUGUUGCUUCAAGGAACUUUCACCUUCAAGAUUUACAGUGCAUUCUAAAAGAGGAGACACCAAACGGAAUGAGGAGCUGUGCAACAGCUCUUUUGAGAGAAGGCCCAAAGGACAGGAGAAAAGGUCUUCAAUCGUGGAAAAAAAAUUAAACGUUGUAGGUCACUAGCUAGUACAAAGUUACUGUGUACCUGUUCCACCAGCUGUGUUCUGUAUUUCAGUUGUCUUAAUAUGGUUUAGGUUAAUGUCGGUACAGGGAAAAAAACUGUACAAGUGAGCACCUAAUUCUGUUGCUUUGCUUAACUCAAAGGCUCCAUGUUCUGGGCCUAAAAUCACAGAAAAUCUGGAAUUUUUUCCUUAUAUUCACAUAUAUAAGCCAGAAUGUUCUGUGUUCUACAAACGUGGUUUUUAAAAAGGAACUGUAUUGCUAUGAAUUAAACUUGUGUCAUACUGAUAGAAAAGACUGGAUUUUCCAUAUUUCUUGUUAAAAUUUCUACCAUUUAGAAGAAGAGAAUUACAUUCGUGUUUUGGAAGAGACCGGAACAGAAGAGUGGCCUUAUCUUCACUUUACCUAUAAGUUGGUUUAUUUGUUUUAUUGUGUACAUUUUUAUAUUCUCCUUUUGACAUUAUAACUAUUGGCUUUUCUAAUCUUGUUAAAUAUAUCUAUUUUUACCAAAGGUAUUUAAUAUUCUUUUUUAUGACAACCUAGAUCAACUAUUUUUAGCUUGGUAAAUUUUUCUAAACAGAAUUCUUAUAAGCCAGAGGAACAAAGAUGAUAUAAAAUAUUGUUGCUCUGACAAAAAUACAUGUAUUUUAUUCUCGUAUGGUGCUAGAGCUUAGACUAAUCUGACUUUUAAAAUACUGAAGUGGGAAAUCAAAAUUGGUAAGUUGCAAAGACUUUUUGAAAAUAAUUAAAUUAUCACAUCUUCCACCUCUGUUAUUGGAGAUGCAAAUAAAAAGCAACAUAUGAAAGCAGACAUUCAGAUCCAGUCAUUACUAACCUUAUCCUUUUUGGGGGAAAUAUGAGCCUAGCUCAGAAGAACAUAAAGCACCUUGAAAAAAGAGACUUGGCAGCUUCCUGACAAAGCGUGCUGCGCUGUGCUGUAGGAACACAUCCUAUUUAUUGUGAUGUCAUGGUUUUAUUAUCUUUAAACUCUGUUCCAUACGCUUGUAUAAAUACAUGGAUAUUUUUAUGUACAGAAGUAUAUCCUUUAACCAGUUCACUUAUUGUACUCUUUGGCAAUUGAAAAGAAAAUCAGUAAAAUACUUUGCUUGUAAAAUGCUUAAUGUUGUGCGUAGGUGAUGUGGUGACUAUUUGAAUUAAAAAUGUAUUGAAUCAUCAAAUAAAAGAAUGCAGCUAUUUUGGGGAGAAA
Messenger RNA from Propithecus coquereli (Coquerel's sifaka), 2997 nucleotides. RefSeq names its product platelet derived growth factor C (gene PDGFC). The record is from RefSeq and is a predicted model, not a curated record. Gene Ontology annotation, molecular function: platelet-derived growth factor receptor binding; growth factor activity. Gene Ontology annotation, cellular component: membrane. Gene Ontology annotation, biological process: positive regulation of protein autophosphorylation; positive regulation of phosphatidylinositol 3-kinase/protein kinase B signal transduction; platelet-derived growth factor receptor signaling pathway. Bases 501 to 1538 code for a protein of 345 amino acids. The transcript has 6 exons. NCBI's taxonomy places the organism in Eukaryota, Metazoa, Chordata, Mammalia, Primates, Indriidae.